This is a messenger RNA of Onychostoma macrolepis, 3068 nucleotides long. It is a transcript of the gene cckbrb, whose product is annotated as cholecystokinin B receptor b. Gene Ontology annotation, molecular function: neuropeptide receptor activity; gastrin receptor activity. Gene Ontology annotation, biological process: neuropeptide signaling pathway. Bases 197 to 1528 code for a protein of 443 amino acids. Gene Ontology annotation, cellular component: membrane. Lineage: Eukaryota; Metazoa; Chordata; Actinopteri; Cypriniformes; Cyprinidae. The record is from RefSeq and is a predicted model, not a curated record. The transcript has 5 exons.
CACACUGCUGAGCAACAGCGCUUUAUUUCAGCAUGAGCUAAUCUUAUUUCUCCCUACUUACCUUUUUAUUGAUUCUUAAUUUAUCCUCUUUAAAUUUCUGCUCUCUAAGCAGCUCUUUGCGCUCUCAUUAGACACUUAUUGUUGACGGAUGAUUGCGAGGAACUACUAAUAUAAAAUAGUUGCGGUUAGGUCCGAGAUGGAUUUACAAACGCUAAAUGAUACAUCUGGGAUUUGGGCAUGCCUUCAGCUUCAGAACAGCUCGGUUCUGAACGGGACCUUAAACGGGAGUCUGGAGAUUCCCAACGGCACCUGCGGAGACGCGCUUCUGGUGCCCAAGACGGAACCGGCGCGACCCAAAGAAAUGGAUUCGCUGCGCAUACUGUUAUACGCUCUCAUAUUCCUGCUGAGUGUGUUUGGUAACCUGCUCAUCAUUGUGGUUUUGGUGGUGAAUAAGCGAAUGCGGACGGUGACCAACUCAUUCCUGCUCUCCCUGGCCAUUAGUGAUCUCAUGAUGGCUAUUUUCUGCAUGCCCUUCACUCUUAUUCCCAACCUGCUGGAGGAUUUCAUCUUUGGAGCUGCCAUGUGCAAGAUUGUGGCCUAUCUUAUGGGCGUCUCUGUCUGCAUAUCUACCUUCAGUCUAGUGGCUAUAGCCAUUGAGAGGUACAGUGCCAUUUGCAACCCGCUAAAGUCCCGAGCAUGGCAGACCCGAUCCCACGCCUACAAAGUCAUUGCUUCCACCUGGGUCCUGUCCUUCCUCAUUAUGACACCCUAUCCCAUCUUCAGCACGCUGGUGAAGUUCAUCAAGCCUAACAACAUUACAGCUCACAUGUGCCGCCAUGACUGGCCAAAGAGUGAGGUGGAGCAAGCGUGGUGCAUCCUGUUGCUAUUUGUUCUGUUCUUCAUUCCUGGAGUGGUGAUGAUCAUUGCUUAUGGACUCAUUUCUCGAGAACUCUACCGUGGAAUACAGUUUGAACUGGAGCAGAAGAAGGGACAGAGUGGAAUGAAAAAUGGUAUCAGCGCCACUGUCUUAUAUAGCAGCGAUGAUGGAGACGGCUGCUACAUCCAGGUGUCCAAGAGGCCCAACUCAAUGGAGAUGUCAGUCCUCACCCCAACAGGCUCUGCAAAGGUGGACCGACCCCGCAGCAACACAUCCGAGGCUAAACUAAUGGCCAAAAAGCGAGUGAUCCGUAUGCUCAUUGUCAUCGUGGCCAUGUUCUUUAUCUGCUGGAUGCCCCUGUACUCCGUCAAUACCUGGAAAGCGUUUGACCUUCCCUCGGCCCACAGGGCUCUUUCUGGAGCCCCCAUUUCAUUCAUCCAUCUGCUGUCCUACACAUCUGCCUGCGUCAACCCAAUCAUCUACUGUUUCAUGAACAAGCGCUUUCGAAAGGCUCUUUUCACCACCUUCUCCUGCUGCUGCUGGCCCUGCCGCAGAAGAGGCUUCAGGGAAGGUGACGAUGAGGUUACUGCUACUGGAGCAUCCAUGUCUAAGUUCAACUACACCACUGUCAGCACAAUGGGACCAUGCUGAUUCUCAGAGGACAAAGGCUGGGCAAGAAGGAGACGAACUGGAGUUGACGUUGACAUAUUCCGAGGGUUUACUUUGGUGGAAGACUUUGAUUGUUUAUCACCUACUUGCAGCAAAGCAAACCACAUGCUACAUCAACAUUGGUCAUUGUUUUAUGAUCCAUGAUUGCUCACGUUGCUACAUAUACACUAGAGACUUGUAUAAAUGUAUAUACAUAAGGUGGCAUCUAACAACUCGGUAGGGAAGGUCACACCAACCUCACCCUCUUCUGUCGAAGGUCUGUCACUUUCACUUAACAAAAAAAGACACCAAAAGACUGUCUGCGACAAUUCUUUCUGACUGAACCGGGAUGUCGUUUUGGUGUAGAAGAUUUUUUACCAUGAAUAACAAUCUGCGUUUAAGGUAGAGUUUGUGGCGUAGAGUUUGCUGAGGAAAAGUUUGGAUCAGAUGCGAGAGAGAACAAUGGCUCUUCGGAAUGAGAGGAAGCUCAUUGGUUGCCUUUAUCAACUGAGCGAUAAUUUCGAACUUGCUAGAUGUUAUCAGAGUCAGCAAGACCAUCAACUCAGCAGGAAGCAGAGUUUGUGGAGCUGUUAGCGCUCACUGAGAGACAGCUACAUUAACCGACUUGCUCAUACGACUAUGUAAAUUACUUAAAAUGGCUAGUAGAAUGCCAGCCUUACACUUUAUGUUAAAUUGUCCCUUUGUUGUAGUUUUAAGUGCCUGCAUAGUGUUUUUAAAAUCCUUUCUGAGGUCAAGGUUCAUCAGGAAAGAUUUCAUUCAUAAGAUCAGGACUCUAAAACACUGACAUAUAGCAGCUUUCCAAAGUCUGAGUCAACAGGCUUAUACUAAAAUUCCAGGCCCAUUAGAAAUACGUGCCUCUAAAUACAUUUCUGCAGCAUCGUUAUUACGUACCUUACUGCAAGUUUCGAGGCAGUUUCAAAGUGAAAUGUCCAGUGAGCGGUGCUAAAACGCGGGUUCAAUACGUGACCCUGACAACAUUUUUGUUACGUUGAUAUAUUAUGUUGCUUCAGGUACAUAAAGCAGUGGUUCAUAAUUCAAAUAUAAUUUAGCAGGGAGUGCCGCUAAACGUUAAUGCUCUAUGAUGUUGGAAAUAUCCCCUACACCAAACCCAACCCUAAACCUACCCGGUAGUGUUAACAAAUGCAAAAUUGAUAUAAAAACGGACUUGUUGAUGCAACCGUGCCAUUUGACCUUCCUUAUAUGCCGCUUUGAGCUGUUUUGUUGAACCGUAGUUUCACGGGAUUCGUACCCAAGCUCUUCACCUCUCAAGUUGAACUCCAAGCGUGAGCUACCGAACUAACCUACUGAAUAUAGAAACCCAUACAUAUGAAGCUGGAUAUGUGCUGCUAACGUUCAAAAGUUUUCAGAUGUCGCAGCAUUUUAAAAAGGUUUUGAAUUCAUAACAUGAUAUUCCUCAAAUAGUUGUGUGACAAUUAGGCUUUAUUAAUCAAAACUGUGGACCUGCAAAUCAUACUUUAUGUAAGAAGGAAUAAAAAUUGUCAGAGUUUUACUGCCUCUAGUG